CGGCGUUCGAUUCGUGCUGGUGGACCAGUUUGGGGGUAUAAGAACGCGGCUGUCGUAACAACCGGCCGAACUGCAACUCAAGCGCGUCUGCAGCUGCAGCAGCAAGAAGAGGAAGAGGAAGAGGAGGAAGGAAGGCGACCGCAAGGAGGAAGCUCUCGUACUCGGUCCGCCUCCUCUGCGUGAUCCUUCUCCCUUCGAAUUGGUUUGAGAAGGUGGGGAGAGAGGUGUCUGGGAUCAUGGCCACCGGAACUGUUCCUUCAUCAAUGGCUGCCAUGACUGGUCUGCGCACUGUGGACCGCAGCCUUGGCUUCGUGAAGAGCGUAGACUUCACAAGGAUUGCUUAUGCUCCUGAACAACAAAGAAUGAAGCCUCGGAAAAGAAUCGCUUCUGUGGUUAGAAAUUCUUCAAAAUCUGGCUCUGACAUUGUAGAACUGGAGCCUGCCUCAGAAGGAAGUCCUCUUCUAGUUCCCCGGCGAAAGUAUUGUGAAUCUGUACACAAGACUGUCAGGAGAAAGACUCGAACUGUGAUGGUUGGGAACGUGGCCCUUGGUAGUGAGCAUCCCAUACGAGUUCAGACUAUGACCACUUCAGACACCAAAGAUGUUGACAAGACUGUUGAGGAGGUUAUGAGAAUUGCAGAUAGAGGAGCUGAUUUGGUUCGAAUUACAGUUCAAGGGAGAAAAGAAGCGGAUUCGUGUUUUGAAAUUAAGAACAAACUUGUCCAAAACAAUUACAAUAUUCCUCUUGUGGCGGACAUUCAUUUUGCGCCUGCAAUUGCGUUGAGGGUAGCUGAAUGUUUUGAUAAGAUCCGAGUCAACCCUGGAAAUUUUGCUGAUAGGCGAGCCCAGUUUGAGCAGUUAGAGUAUACUGAUGAUGAAUAUCAAAAAGAGAUUGAGCAUAUUGAAAAGGUCUUCACUCCAUUGGUUGAGAAGUGUAAGCAAUAUGGACGAGCAAUCCGAAUUGGGACAAACCAUGGAAGUCUUUCUGAUCGUAUUAUGAGCUACUAUGGAGAUUCUCCAAGAGGAAUGGUUGAAUCUGCCUUUGAAUUUGCAAGGAUAUGCCGGAAGCUAGAUUUCCAUAAUUUUGUCUUCUCAAUGAAAGCGAGUAACCCGGUUAUCAUGGUUCAAGCCUAUCGGUUGCUUGUUGCGGAGAUGUAUGCUCAAGGUUGGGAUUAUCCUCUCCACUUAGGAGUUACUGAAGCUGGAGAGGGAGAAGAUGGAAGGAUGAAAUCUGCAAUCGGUAUUGGCACGCUUCUUCAGGAUGGUUUGGGUGACACAAUCAGGGUGUCCCUGACAGAACCACCAGAGAAAGAAAUUGAUCCUUGUAAACGGUUGGCUAACCUCGGCAUGCAAGCUUCAAAUCUUCAGAAAGGAACUGCACCUUUUGAGGAGAAACAUAGAAGGUGUUUCGACUUCCAGCGUAGAACUGGUCAACUUCCAGUGCAGAAAGAGGGUGAAGAAGUGGACUACCGUGGUGUUCUUCAUCGUGAUGGUUCAGUUCUUAUGCCAGUGUCCUUGGACAUGCUUAAGACUCCAGAACUUCUUUACAAGUCCCUUGCAGCAAAACUUGUGGUUGGAAUGCCUUUCAAGGACCUGGCAACUGUGGACUCUAUUCUUCUACGAGAACUUCCUCCUUUAGAAGACGCUGAAGCUAGGUUGGCUCUCAAAAGGUUGAUUGACAUAAGCAUGGGUGUUAUAGUUCCACUAUCUGAACAACUUGAGAAACCACUUCCUAAUGCAAUUGUCCUUGUUAAUCUCGAUGAACUUUCCACUGGCGCUAACAAGCUUUUGCCGAGAGGUGCUCGACUGGCUGUAACUGUUCGUGGGGAUGAACCAUAUGAAGUACUAGACAUCAUCAAGAAUGUCGAUAAUAUCACAAUGUUGCUACAUGAUGCUCCAUUGAGCGAAGAAAAGCUCAGCCGAGUUCAUGCCGCUAGGAGGUUGUUUGAGUAUCUAGAAGAAAAUUCACUUAACUUCCCUGUUAUCCACCAUAUCCAAUAUCCCAAAGGGAUUCACAGAGACGAUUUGGUGAUUACGGCUGGGAGCAAUGCUGGUUCCCUCUUAGUUGAUGGGCUCGGAGAUGGUAUCCUACUCGAGGCCCCUGAGCAGGAUUUUGAGUUCCUAAGGAAUACUUCCUUUAACUUACUUCAAGGUUGCAGAAUGCGCAACACGAAAACUGAGUACGUGUCUUGCCCAUCUUGUGGACGGACACUCUUCGAUCUUCAAGAUAUAAGCGCUGAGAUCAGGUCAAAGACUUCACAUCUCCCUGGUGUUUCGAUUGCAAUCAUGGGUUGCAUUGUGAAUGGGCCAGGCGAGAUGGCCGAUGCAGAUUUCGGUUAUGUUGGUGGUACUCCGGGGAAGAUCGACCUUUACGUCGGCAAGACUGUGCUGAAGAGAGGUAUCGCGAUGGAGGAAGCUACUGAUGCUCUGAUUCAGCUCAUAAAGGACCACGGCCGAUGGGUCGACCCACCAGCUGAAGAGUAGAUAAAUAAUCGCAAGAUUAAGCUCUCUUCUUGUUUUUUUUUGUAUUUGUCUAAAACUAAAAUAUUAAUAACAUAAUUUACUUGUUGGGAGAUGAAUUCAUUGUAUUAUGAGUGAAUCAGAGAGAAUAUUAAUAAGGCAAUAUUUUGCUCA
Messenger RNA from Zingiber officinale, 2633 nucleotides. Its product is annotated as 4-hydroxy-3-methylbut-2-en-1-yl diphosphate synthase (ferredoxin), chloroplastic-like. Gene Ontology annotation, molecular function: iron ion binding; 4-hydroxy-3-methylbut-2-en-1-yl diphosphate synthase activity (ferredoxin). Gene Ontology annotation, biological process: isopentenyl diphosphate biosynthetic process, methylerythritol phosphate pathway; terpenoid biosynthetic process. Gene Ontology annotation, cellular component: chloroplast. The record is from RefSeq and is a predicted model, not a curated record. NCBI's taxonomy places the organism in Eukaryota, Viridiplantae, Streptophyta, Magnoliopsida, Zingiberales, Zingiberaceae. The coding region runs from base 237 to 2483 and encodes 748 amino acids. The transcript has 20 exons.